UGUGUGUGUGCGUGUGUGUGUGUAUGUGUGUGUGUGUGAGAGAGAGAGAGAGAGAGAGAGAGAGACUGACUCUGUCCACCAGCCUAACAUAUCGGGGCUGAGUGUGUGAGAGAGUGUGUGUUUAUGUGGAGUUUCUCUCUCCUUCAUCUUUUAUCACAGCACUUUGGAUCGCUUUGCUCGGCUCCAGAGACACUGUGAGCUCCGGAGUGUCCAUCUCCGCCUCUGCAAUCAUGGACAAGCACAAAGUGUUGGAGCAGCUAUUGAAAGAGCUGCAGCGUUUCCUGAAGCUCCUGGAUGGAGAGAACCUGAGUGGAAAUGCAACUGUGCAGAAGAGCCUGCUUACAGACCUGCUGCACUCAUACACAUCUUCAAACUGUGGGGAUGAAGAGUAUAUCUAUAUGAACAAAGUCCUUGUCAUUGGACAGAACAAAGACAAAACAGACAAAGAUCAUCGAGCAGAAACAGAGGCCAGUGAAAGUAUGGGAAAGCAUGUCUGUGCACCACAGAAAAGUCUUCCAGAGCUUCCUCCACCCAGAACACCUGGAAUAAGGAGGGAACCAUUUUCUCUUCCACCAGUUCCAGCACCAGCAUGUAUGGAUUCUCCAGAGAGUUACUAUGAGGAGGCGCAGCCCUAUGAUUCAACCAUCAAUGAUGAUGGAGAUGCAGUGAGCAGCUCCUAUGAGUCCUAUGAUGAAGAGGAAGUGCUGAAGGGAAAGUCUGCAGCACAGCACCAGUGGCCAUCCACAGAGGCAUCUAUUGAGUUAAUGAAGGAUGCAAGGAUUUGUGCUUUCCUCUGGAGGAAGAAGUGGCUGGGCCAGUGGGCCAAACAGCUGUGUGUCAUCCGAGAACACCGUCUCCUUUGCUACAAGAGCUCAAAAGACCAGACCCCCCUAUUGGAUGUCAGUCUGCUGGGCUGUAGCGUCAUUUACAAAGAAAAGCAGACUAAGAGGAAAGAGCACAAGCUGAAGAUCAUCCCUCAGGGUGGUGAGGCCAUUGUGCUGGGCCUGCAGAGCAAAGAGCAGGCUGAACAGUGGCUAAAGGUCAUCCAAGAGAUCAGUCCCAAAUCUGCUGAGGGCCCUGAUGCCUUUGAUUCACCAAGACUUAACUAUACUAAGACUGAGCUUAGUGAGAGAUAUUCCAUGGCUUCAGAGAGUGGCAGCAGCACAGACAGCCAUGUUGAGAACCUUGAGACUAAAGAUGUUAAGAGGAAAUCCGGUCCUGGCCUGAAGCUGAGUAAUCUAAUGAACAUUGGGAAAAAGAAGAUUUCGUCUUUAGAUGGUCCAGAGAAGUGUGUGGAGACAUCAGGCUAUCUGAAUGUUUUGGUGAACAGCCAGUGGAGGACACGCUGGUGUCUGAUAAAGAAUGGGAAGCUUUGGUUCUAUCAGGAUAAGGGAAAGUCUAAGGUUUCCCAGCAGCCUGUUCCUCUGGAAGGGUGUAUGGUGCUCCCCGACCCCAGCCCAGAACACCUCUACUCAUUUCGUAUACAGUUGGAAGGAGAGGAACUUGCUACCCUGGAGGCUAAAUCAUCUGCUGACAUGGGCCAUUGGCUGGGACUCAUACUCUCACAGACAGGAACCAAAACUGACCCAGAGGACCUCACCUACGACUAUGUAAACUCUGAGAGAAUAUCCAGUAUAGUUAAUGCAGCCAAGACCUCCAUGUACUUAAUGCAGAGGAGAUAUUCAGAGCAAAACAUGUACACCGAAAGUCUUCCAACAAACAACAAUGACCCUGAUGACUUGUACGAUGAUGUGGCCUCCACAGAGAAUGAGCAGGAGGAGGGUCAAGAUGGCAACAGUGAGAUGUUGAUAAAUCCAGAACAGGACGGAAAGGACAGGGUAUAUCUGGAUCUGAUCCCUGUGCGCUCCUUCCUCCACACAAAUUCAAGCCAAGUGUCCCCCCAUUCAUCCCCUACACCAAAGAAAGAGCUCAGUCCAGCCCCAACUCCAAGUAAUAGGCAACAUGACUCUGCCAGUGAGAAAGAUGUAUGUGAAGAGUCUUUGUAUGAGGCCUUGUUACCCAUACCCAAAGAAAAUCCUGAUCCUCCACCCAUUCCUAAAAGAUUGGAUGUGGACAACAGCCCUUCCCCAAGUCCUCCUCCUCAGUCCCGACCCCUGAUCCAGCAACACCAACCGCAGUCUCAGCAAGUCAGCUUCCCGAUUAAGGAAGGCCAGAAGAAGGGCUCAUCAUUACCUCACAGCCAGUUACAUUGUCAGCUCCGUACACCUUCACAGACAACCCAAAGUCCCCCAACCUCAAGAGUAAGGGCUGCAAGCGCUGAUAAAGGCCUUGAUAGACUGAAGCCAUCUGUAGCAGUGUACUCGGGGUCAACUGAGGUGAAGCUGGGGAAGAACCGAACAGAGGCUGACGUGCGGCGCUUCACUGAUGAGAAGGACCGGCUGGAGCGAGAGAGGGAGGAGGUCAAGACCACUCUAGCCUCACUGAGGAAGGAGAGACGGGAAGUGAAAGAGGAGCUAAGUUCAUGUCAAGAUCCUUCUAAAAAAGCUACUCUGGAGGCAGUUCUGAAGCAGAAGGACGAGGUGUGUCGGGAGGUGGAGCAAAGGAGAGUGGAGGUGGAGCUUAGUCUGGUGGAGGUAAAGGAGCGCUUGAAGAAGGUGGAGGCUGGACCCUUUACUCUGGGCACCACAGUGGACAGCAGCCUACUGGAGUUGCCAGUGCCCAAGAUAACCACUCCUGCCCAUUCCACUCCCAUCAACAACGGGGAGUCCUCACCUGUUAACUCAGCAACAGCCCUGAAAAAUAGGCCCCUUUCAAUCAUGGCCCCCAGCAAAGGAAAUGUACUGCAGAAAGCUAAGGACUGGGAGAAGAAAUCUACAAACUAGUUUGGAAACGAAGAGAACAAACACAGCAUGACAAUGAUAACAACCCGGAACUAUGCAAAGCCUAUGCAGGCUUCAAGGUCUACUUUGGCCAUGGCUUUUAGCAGGAAGGGAAAUGGCUUUUUUUUUUCUUUACUCCUCAGCCCUCACUUGCUAUUUCCUAUUCCCACUUCUCCUCCAGUGAAAGACUGUGACAGUACUGCUUACCACAGGCAGCUUAUCAGAGGCAACCCUGCUGGCUCCUGCAUUAACCCAACAACCAAUGCCACUGGACAAUGUUGAAUCAAACUAUUUAAAUAUUUUUUAUAUGAAAACUGAGGCAUUCCAUAUUUUAUAAAAUAUUUUAAAAUUUGUAUUUUAUAACAAUAAAGAGUACAUUAUGGAAAGGCAUGUGUUUUAUACAGCGCAUAAAAGAAGAAAGCAGAGAGCCUCAUAUAGUUAUCAAUGUGGUACAGUCUAGACUAGAGCUUAAAUUCAUGUAUGCUGGUAGCCUAGAUGUAAAUACAUUUACACACAGCCGCCUGGAUUCAUUUGGCUGUAUACUAGGUAAAACAUGCACUUUUCUUUUUUUUUUUAUUCCAAUAAAAAUGAGUUCUAAAACAUGGUCUAG
Hemibagrus wyckioides is the source of this 3450-nucleotide messenger RNA. RefSeq names its product actin filament associated protein 1-like 2 (gene afap1l2). Bases 231 to 2843 code for a protein of 870 amino acids. Gene Ontology annotation, biological process: positive regulation of interleukin-8 production; positive regulation of epidermal growth factor receptor signaling pathway; inflammatory response. NCBI's taxonomy places the organism in Eukaryota, Metazoa, Chordata, Actinopteri, Siluriformes, Bagridae. Gene Ontology annotation, cellular component: cytosol. The record is from RefSeq and is a predicted model, not a curated record. The transcript is spliced from 19 exons. Gene Ontology annotation, molecular function: SH2 domain binding; SH3 domain binding.